UGGUGUUUGGUUCCACCACUAGUGACGACAACAAACGCGAGGAUAUUACAAAAUAUUUAGGGCAAUUUUACUAAUAAAAUAAGCAGAAUUGACGCUACCUACUAGAGCCAAACGAAGAGCAUAUUGCAAUGCCGUCGAGAACGAGUGGAGCUUCAGCCAGUGGCAAGGAGGCGGCGCAAGAUUCCCGGAAAACGGUUGCCGGGCCGAGAAGCAAGCGAAUUGCCCAAAACAAUCGCAAUAGAAGUCUUGGCGUAGAAAAAAAACCCAUUGCCGCCCAGCCGCAGCGAACGUUCCCGCCAAAAUCCGAGUACGAGAAAUUCUACGAAACUGUAUUCCUCGCCGAGGAUCCCAAGCCCGAUGAAGAUAUGACGCCGGAACGUCGAAGGCCAGGACCAAAGUUCAAGAGACCUCUCAUCGCCUUACUCGAUGAGGAAGUAACGCAGCCGGCAACUCCGCGACUCGUAAAGGAAACAGCACCGAAAAAAACCGAUGAGCCAGUGAUUCGAAACGAGAUCUUUCAUCCUCACAAAAACCUAAAACCAGAUACAUUUGAGGAUUUAUACUCGAAAACGGAGCGUCACGUGUGGAAAAAGGAUGCCGAGAGAAUGUUAUUGCAGCUAUGGGCGCAACAUUUGAAGGAGUUCCGUGGCGAGUCAAAGAAUAUCCUGAUCUACAAGAAGAUGGCCCAUGAGAUGAGCCAGUUCGGACCGAGUCACACGGAGCUCAAGACCAAAAUGGACAAUAUGUCGCGAAAGUAUCGCAUAGAAGCUGAGAGAGUCCGUGAGACUGGAGUUCCCUCCAAGUGGGAACACUUCCACAGGCUUCAGGCACUUCUAAUUGGCACGAAAGCCGUAAAUGUCUUUGAGGAUAUAAUGUGCGAUGAUCCUGAAGCAGCUCUUUUCACCGAUGUGGAAUCUGAUAAUGAAGAAAUGGCUUCGAUGAAAGAUGAAUCGAUGGCAGAAGACCCGAAGGAUGAAUUUGAAAAUGAAUUGAGCACGAAGGAAACUCUAAAGAGAACGCGGUCACCCUCGCCAAAUAUCCCAGACAUUCAGGAUGAAGAGGAGGAGGAAGAGCCACUGGAACAAUUAUCCCCGUCGCCUGUUUCGAAGUAUCGCACCAAAACCAAGAUCCCAGUUAGCCAUACAGACAGAAUCCUUCAGAUUGAGGAGGAGAAACUGAUUAUCGAGCGAGAAAAGCUGCAGGUUAUGAAAGAAGCUCUCGUGGAGCUGAACUCAUUCCACAAAGAUAUAGUUCAUUUCCUUAAGCAUAAGAAUUAGUGCAAUUAGGUGUUAUGUACAAGACGUUUUCCACUCUUUCAGAA
Drosophila takahashii is the source of this 1321-nucleotide messenger RNA. It is a transcript of the gene vers, whose product is annotated as versatile. The record is from RefSeq and is a predicted model, not a curated record. Gene Ontology annotation, biological process: positive regulation of DNA-templated transcription. Lineage: Eukaryota; Metazoa; Arthropoda; Insecta; Diptera; Drosophilidae. Gene Ontology annotation, cellular component: nuclear body.